AUUCAUUGAUGAUGUCAUAUUCAUAAACACUCGAAAUUUACUCUGAUGCGGAAUAUGGCAAUUGUUAGAUUCCAAUCAAAACAACCAAUAAAAUUCGAUCAUCUCGUAUGCAUGACUAAUAAAUCCAGAAACGUCUUACCUUAAUGUAAUCGUAACUAAAAAUUAGUUUCAAAACAAAGACUAAAGCUGACGAAUGAGUGGUGAUUGAGGUAUACGCUUCGUCUGUGGAAUAUAUCACACACGUAAAGUCACUGUUGGUCGAGUUAAUUACAUAAUUUGCGGUGUCUUCUAGUCUAGUUUUAUCGAGAAGUUGAUUUUUGUUCCUAAAACAAAUCGCUUACUCCACUGACAACGACCGAAUAGACAAAAAAUAAUUUAAUUUCGAACGACGACCAAGUGAACCACCAAAAUGAUUGAUUUAAUCGGUCGCGGUAUAUUGAUCAUUAUAUCGGACAUACUCAGCAUAUUGACGAUCGGUUUUUGUUUGAUACAAAAAAUUCCGCAAAUUAAGACAUUGUACAAUAACAAAUCGGCUAGAGGUAUCAGCGCCACAUCUUUGUAUUUGGAGCUAUUUUCCUAUUCGAUAAUGAUGAGCUACAACUACUGCAAUCGAUAUUCCAUAUUGUCGUACAUGGAAUAUCCCAUUCUGUUGUUUCAGGAGUACAUUCUAAUCUACUUGGUGUUAAAGUACCGACGACAGUUGAACGCAAAUUCGUAUAAGAUUGCCGGCGCUUACUUCUUCGCACUGUCGAUGUUCCUGACGAACAUUAUUCCGACAUUUAUACUGGCAAUGCUUGUGCCAUUCUGCACACCAAUCGGUGCCACAAGCAAAGUCAUCCAAUUGUACGAAAUAAUUCGCACAAAGAAUGCUAGCUCGGUGAAUCUGACUACAUGGAUGAUAUCGGCCUUCACCAACUUGACUCGUAUCUACACCGUUAUGGUCGAUUCAGCUGAUCGAAUGCUACUUGCCAACUUUUCGAUAUCAUUUCUGUUGAGCGGAUCAAUUUAUCUUGCUGCAUUUUACUAUAAGAAGCCGAAAGUUCAUUAGAUGUUGAACAAUUGAACUACCCUUUCGAACACAAACACAAAGACAAAAAUUGCCAAAGACAUUAACAUUGUACGCUUCCUAAUGGAUAUUCUAGAGUCUCCGUACUAUUUUACAUACAAAUUUCUAGUCAUAAACGCUCAUCUAAUGUGUAACAUUACUAAGGCAAAACUUACUUUUAACUAACACUU
Messenger RNA from Bradysia coprophila, 1236 nucleotides. RefSeq names its product solute carrier family 66 member 3. NCBI's taxonomy places the organism in Eukaryota, Metazoa, Arthropoda, Insecta, Diptera, Sciaridae. The record is from RefSeq and is a predicted model, not a curated record.